Sorghum bicolor (sorghum) is the source of this 1593-nucleotide messenger RNA. RefSeq lists its product as uncharacterized. The transcript is spliced from 8 exons. NCBI's taxonomy places the organism in Eukaryota, Viridiplantae, Streptophyta, Magnoliopsida, Poales, Poaceae. The record is from RefSeq and is a predicted model, not a curated record. The coding region runs from base 225 to 1397 and encodes 390 amino acids.
CAAUAGCCAUGGAAUAACUGCUCUCCAACUCCUGCCGUCCCGCGUGCUCUCCCGUUGGCGGUUGGCCUAGCCUGAACCGACUCGCGAGAGCUGUACACGCCGCCGCCCCACUCCCAGCUGCCCUGGGCGACCGCCGCGCCGGCUGCCCUACUGCUCCCAGCUGCUUAGGUCCUCCUCGGAGCUCGGACGCUUUGCCGGCGGAGCACCCACCACACCAGCUCCACAUGAAUGGAUCAUAUACUAGCUCGAUAAGCCUUCAUGAUGUCAGUGUCGACGACGGACAGUCCGCUCUUGAUAACAGCAGCAGAGCUUCUAGUCCGUUUGAUAUCCUGACUCCUCAAGAUGUUAUCCCUAUUGAAACAGCAAGGUCUAGAUUCUUGGACCUCGUUGUUGAUUAUUUUAUAUGUGAGCAUGUUAUUGAGAUGGUGGAAUGCUCUGGCUCCGACUGCAGCCAGGUGGAUGGCAAAUCAAACAAGAGAAAGCAGCAGGAGGUUCGAUAUGAGGGUGACCCAAGGGUUUCUUUGCCGUUGAUGUAUAUAGCAAACUUGUACGAAACCUUGGUGAGUGAUGUCAAUGUGCGUCUUGCGGCGUUGAUUGGGUUCCAUGAGAAAACUAUAGGUCUAGCUCUUGAAGCUUCAGGUGGCUUGUACAGGAAACUGACCCAGAGGUUCCCAAAGAGAGGCCACUGCAGCUUCAAGAGGAGGGAGUUAGCGACUUCUCAUGCAACUAGGACAAAGUUUCCUGAACUUGUGGUACAAGAAGAAAAACGAGUUCGUUUUGUGGUUAUUAACGGAUUGGCGAUCAUAGAGAGGCCAGAAAAUAUGAGAAUGGAAGAUGCGGAAUGGUUCAGAAGAUUGACUGGUCGAAGUGAAGUUGCUAUUUGUUCAAGAGAUUAUAAAUUCUAUUCACCACGGCAUAAGAUCAGGCGCUCCCCGCAGGCAGCAUUUGACAUCCCUGAUACAAGUGCUUUGGCAGAGGAUGAGAACUCUUCAUUGGUUUGUUCUUCAGGAUUUCGUUCACCAAACGAGAUACAAAAUCAGCAUCAGUCAACAUCAAAGAGACCUAUCGAACAUCUAGAAAAUCAACCUUUUUUACACCUUUUCCAUCAAGCAGAGGAUGAUAGCAUGCAGCAAGUGCAACAUUGUACUCAGUUCCCACCCAUUCACCAAUGUACGAGCACUCCACAUCUAUCAGUAUCAGAUAAUCCCCAACACCAGCAGCAGGCUUAUUUAUCUCAGCAUAUAUCUUGCUUGCAAGUUGCGCAAGGUCAUCUUGGAGGACGCAUGCAUAUUGUUCCAACCAGCCCGGCGAAGUUCUGUGAUGAGUGUGGCUCCCCAUAUUUAAGGGUGACAUCGAAGUUCUGCUCAGAGUGUGGUACCAAGAGGCUAGGGAUGUGACUGACUUGAUUAAUGUGUGUGUAAAUCUGAUGUAGUAGUGUUGUAGUCUUAUGUUUGAUAGGUUAGUACACCCUUGAAGCUGUGUGGGAAGUGUAUCCUUGAGAUGACUCAAUAGAGAGUAUGCAACCACCUUUACUAACCAUUUGCAUUCUCCAUUUAUUCAGAACAGUAUUCAUUGCUUUAUUAGUAUCUACCA